AUGGAGAGCGACCGGGACAUGUACCGUCAGUUUCAGGACUGGUGCCUCCGGACUUAUGGAGACUCCGGAAAGACCAAAACGGUGACCCGUAAAAAAUACGACCGGAUCGUCCAGCUCUUGAACGGCUCCGAGUCGAGCUCCACGGAUAAUGCCAAAUUUAAAUUCUGGGUCAAAUCGAAAGGUUUCCAGCUCGGCCACUCGGACGAGGUCAAUGGUGGAGGUGGCAAGCAAGUGCUCUUCGUGCCGGUCAAAACCACGGAUGGAGUAGGGGUAGAUGAGAAGCUGUCUUUAAGGCGAGUAGCUGUGGUUGAAGAUUUCUUUGACAUUAUCUAUUCCAUGCAUGUGGAAACAGGGCCUAAUGGAGAACAAAUCAGAAAACAUGCUGGACAGAAGAGAACGUACAAAGCAAUUUCAGAGAGCUAUGCCUUCCUACCGAGAGAAGCGGUGACACGAUUUCUAAUGAGCUGCUCAGAGUGCCAGAAGAGAAUGCAUUUAAACCCAGAUGGAGCAGAUCAUAAAGAUAACGGGAAACCUCCUACUUUGGUGACCAGCAUGAUUGAUUACAACAUGCCAAUUACCAUGGCCUACAUGAAGCACAUGAAACUUCAACUCCUCAGCUCCCAGCAAGAUGAGGAUGAAAGUUCUAUAGAAAGUGAUGAGUUUGAUAUGAGCGAUUCCACACGCAUGUCGGCUGUGAACUCUGACCUUAGUUCUAACCUUGAAGAAAGAAUGCAGAGUCCCCAGACGGUUCCUGGUCAGCAAGAUGAUGAUUCAGCCGCCGAGAGCCUUAAUGGCAAUGAGACUGUGGGGCCUAGUUCCGUUGCUUCGGCAGGAGUACGCUGCAGGGAGAUGGAAGACACAAACAGCAAUGGCAAAACAAAUCUGGAGCAAGAUGAGCAACCUCUGAAUCUGAGUGACAGUCCCCUUUCUGCCCAGCUGACUUCAGAAUACAGAAUAGAAGAUCACAGCAGCCAUGCGAAAAACAAAUAUAAGAAUCUGCUAAUUUCUGACCUCAAGAUGGAACGAGAGGCAAGAGAAAAUGGAAGCAAGUCCCCUGCACACAGCUACUCAAGUUAUGAAUCUGGGAAGAAUGAGAGUGUAGACAGAGGUGCUGAGGACUUAUCCAUGAACAGAGGAGAUGAGGAUGAAGAUGACCACGAUGAGCAAGAAGAUUCAGAGAAAGUUAAUGAGACAGAUGGAGUAGAAGCUGAGCGACUGAAAGCUUUUAAUAUGUUUGUCAGGCUGUUUGUAGAUGAAAACUUGGACCGAAUGGUCCCAAUCUCUAAGCAGCCCAAAGAAAAGAUCCAGGCUAUCAUUGACUCAUGCAGGCGACAAUUCCCUGAGUAUCAAGAACGUGCCAGGAAACGUAUACGUACUUACCUCAAGUCCUGCAGGCGGAUGAAAAGAAGUGGUUUUGAGAUGUCUCGACCUAUUCCUUCUCACCUUACUUCAGCAGUUGCAGAGAGUAUCUUGGCCUCAGCCUGUGAGAGUGAGAGUAGAAAUGCUGCAAAGAGGAUGCGUCUGGACAGACAGCAGGGAUCUAGUCUACACCUGACUUGGUCCAGAUGUUCUCUCUUGGCAAAGGAUAAAGACGAGUCUGCUUCAGCUGACAAACAGUAUAAACAAGAGGCGGCCCAGGUCACUUAUUCAACAUCAGCUGUUUCUAGCACACAGGAGGUGUUGUAUAUCAAUGGAAACGGGACCUACAGUUACCAUAGUUACAGAGGGUUAGGAGGAGGACUGCUAAAUCUGAAUGAUGCUUCUAGUAGUGGUCCCACCGAUCUCAGCAUGAAGAGACAAUUAGCCACCAGUUCUGGGUCCUCCAGCACUUCUAGCUCCCGACCCCAGCUGAGCCCAACUGAAAUCAAUGCUGUGCGGCAGCUCGUGGCGGGAUACCGAGAAUCUGCAGCAUUUUUACUCCGCUCGGCAGAUGAACUGGAAAACCUUAUUUUACAGCAGAACUGA
Vombatus ursinus (common wombat) is the source of this 1965-nucleotide messenger RNA. RefSeq names its product nucleolar protein 4. The record is from RefSeq and is a predicted model, not a curated record. Bases 1 to 1965 code for a protein of 654 amino acids. Lineage: Eukaryota; Metazoa; Chordata; Mammalia; Diprotodontia; Vombatidae. The transcript is spliced from 14 exons.